GCCUGUUAUUGAUUAUUUGUAGCUUUUUCAGAGGACCGAAUGUCUUUAACUAAGUACUGGUCCUAAGAAGAAGACCAAAGAAAUGAAGCCGGGCUUAAAUCACAGCAUAAAUCGUUGAAACCUGCCUUUGUCAGCUCAUUAUCUUUAGAUAGUGUUCAUUAUGUCUUGCUUGCCAUCCUGCCGCCUGAUCUUCAUCGUAGUAACUAUACUCCAACAUGUUUUGCCAUCUUCAAGUCUUACCAAAUCCAAAGAGGAUCUCAGAGCUGAGGUCUUGGAAAUGAUUCACCAUGCCUAUGACAAUUACAUGAACCAUGCCUAUCCUGGAGACGAGUUAAUGCCGCUUAGUUGUUCGGGAAGAGUACGAGGUUCGACCUCGAGUCGCGGUGACAUUGACGACUCGCUUGGAAACUUCGCGUUGACCUUAGUAGACUCACUAGAUACACUUGCGGUCAUCGGAGAUAUUGACCGAUUCGAAAAGGCAGUGCACAAAGUCAUCACAGAGGUCAAAUUUGACUCUAAUUUGGUCGUUUCUGUUUUCGAAACUAACAUCAGAAUAUUGGGAGGACUAAUAGGAGGUCAUGUAAUGUCGAAGUUGAUGAAACAUGAAAAUGUGGGGAUGCAAUGGUAUAAAGAUGAACUACUUUAUAUGGCUAUUGAUAUUGCGAAUAGGUUGCUGCCUGCUUUCAACACGACAACAGGAGUUCCUCAUUCAAGAGUAAAUUUGAAGUACGGUUUUCAUCAUCCAAAAGCCGCGGUUAGAGAUGAUGGCACAACCUGCACUGCUUGUGCUGGAACGUUUUUAGUCGAGUUCGGAGCACUGAGCCGACUGAUGGGAGAUUCGGUCUACGAGAAUAAAGCACGAGAAGCGGUCGAUUACAUUUGGUCUAAACGAAGCAUGACAUCUGAUUUAGUGGGAACCAUAAUGAACAUCAAGACUGGAGAGUGGAUCAAAAAGACUUCAGGUCUCGGAGCAGGAAUCGACUCGUACUAUGAGUACAUUUUCAAAGCGUAUGUUUUACUCGGAGAUACUUCUUUUUUGGAUAGAUUCAACAAGCAUUACAAAGCGAUCAAGAAAUACAUACACGAUGGGCCGCUAUUACUUAAUGUUAAUAUGCAAAAACCAGACAUAAUUUCAAGGUCGCAUGUCGAUGCGCUGAGCGCAUUUUGGCCAGCAAUCCAGGUCAUGAAAGGUGACCUUAAAUCUGCUAUUGGAGUGCAUGAAAUCUUUUAUCAAGUCGUAAAGCUGCACAAGUUUCUACCCGAGGCUUUCAACUCAGAUUUCAAAUUGGUCUGGAAUCAUCAUCCAAUUAGACCAGAGUUUGUAGAAAGUACUUACUUUUUGUAUAGAGCAACUGGCGAUUCGCACUACUUAGAUGUAGCAGAAUAUAUGAUACAAGCAAUUCAGAAUUUCACACGUGUGCCCUGUGGCUUCGCGGCCAUUUCGAAUGUGAAAACAGGAGUCAAAGAAGACAGGUUCGACUCAUUUGUUCUUGCCGAGACUUUCAAGUAUCUCUACUUAAUUUUCACAGACGACGACCAGCUGUGGUUUAACGUGGAUGAUUUCAUUUUCACCACAGAAGCACACUUGGUUCCAAUGAACUGGAAGGCACCCUAUUUGGCCAAUAAUUCAACGUCUCGUUUUCAGAAGUCUCACAAUUCGAGGUCAAGCGGACCUGUACUCCCAGGAGCGAGAGUAGAAAACGAGGAGAUUAGUUUGGACAAUACCUGUCAUAACUACAAUUUCAUGAAUAACCCGUUUUAUGCUUUCAACGUCCGCAAAUCGUUUUCAGGAUUUGUUGGACGUGACAAAACGUUGACCAACAUAGAUCCGAUGUGUAUACAGCCGCAAGUUAUCCAAGCCAACACAAAGACACAUCAGCUGAAUUUCAGACCUACAAGCAUGCCGAAGGUUCAGAUCAUAAAGUCUGACAAUAUGAAGCCGACUCCAAUCGAUUUCGUGCCUCUCGCGGCUCGUGAUUUUGACUCCACAAAGUCAGCGCAUUACGAGACACUUCGCAUGAUGGGAAUCGAAGUUAUGGCCGACACUGAUGGGAAUCUGCAACUAAGACACACAUAUCAAAACGCAUACAAUCCCUCAUUAGCGCAGCUGGGAUUGAACUUCAUAGCUGAAGCAUGGAAAAUCAACGAAGAGGCAAAAACUGGUCCAAAAGAGGCUAUCGUUCAAAUUCUGUCGGCGCCUUACCACGGAUCAAUGUUUUUCAAAGUGGGAUCUGCCCUUUUCGGUUAUAAUUUAGCGGAAGAAAAAGAAAUUGCGAGUUACGUAAUGAUCGCCAAACCUUUUGAUGCGUGCUCAAUUGCCGAUGGACAUAACGUAGAAGGCUAUAUUGUGCUAGCCUUGAGAGGAAACUGUCUUUUUGCUGAAAAAGCCCGAACUGUAGAGGAGAAAGGAGGAAUUGGACUGAUAGUAAUUGACAGUGUAGAGUCCACCAGUGUCUUAACCCACGAAUUGUUCACGAUGUCUGCCGAUACCAAUCCAGAUCCAAUAAACAUUCCAGCUGUUUUUGUUUUACAAAAGGAGGGUCUCGCUUUACUUGCACUGCUUAUAAACGAAGGACCUCUUUACGUGCGAUUAGCUAUACAAGCUGAAUACUACCAAGUCCUGUCUCAGUUUUAUGAGCUAGAUGGUUCCUUCGAUACUUUCACAGACUUGCAGCAGUUGCAUUUGUAUGCUCAGAGUGCACUCGGAGACGACUUGGCGGUGCAGCAUUUCGAAGCCAGUGCCGAGGUAGUGCAAUCAAUAAAAGCGCCUGCAGGUUCUGAUAUCCUGGACGAAAAAGCAGAUGUAUUGGAACCUUCAGUGACAAGCGAUGUUGACAACGAUCCAUCCAUUAGUCAAUACCCAGCAGGAAUUGAGACUCCCCUAGAAGAUGAUGAAGAUAAUGAGAACGAAGAAAAAUCUGCCGGGACAAGGAAAUCUGCAAUCCUUGUAAAACCGUAUAUUCCCGGCGAAAUUCCGAUGACCGGAAGUAGUAUGGAAAAUGACCCCUCAUUAACGCCUGUUCCGUUUGCAGUUGCCAAAUCUCUUAUCACAAAACAUAUUAUAAUCGAGGGUGAGAAUGUGCCAACAGAACAGGAAAUGUCAGAGUCAAAUUUGAAAGACCCAUUGGCGGCUGUAUUUUACAGCCAAAUUCCGACACUAGGGAUGAAAGUGACAUGGUUUUCAAUAUCAGGGUCAUCAGCCGUUACGCUCUUAGAUCACAUCCAGCGUGAACACAAAACGAUAGUGAGGAGCUUCAGAAAUCAGAAGUUUACGAAGAUCAAGAUUGAUAGAAUGGAUAACGGAGUUGCUCGGUUGACAGGAAUUGCCAAUUUGGACCCAAAAAAUGAAUCUAGUGACCAAACGUUAAACUACGACCAGGAUAAAGUUUUAGCUGAACUUAUGGGCGAAAUAGUCGAAUCAGUAAAUGUGGAUAUUUUCACCUCCAAAGUCACAGUGAACUAAUUUGCUAACCAAGUUUGAUGAAAUUGUUGACGAUGAAAAAGCUGUAGUGCAAAUUAGUUGUUUAUGAGAGCCUUUAUUUUGGUUAGUAAAUAAUAUGUACUAAGAAAAAGGGGUUAACUAUUUAACAGAGAGUAGCUAUGUUAUUACAUGAACUGGUAUGACAGGAGACGCACUUGCAUUAGUUUAGUAGACAACUGUUUAGGCUUAUUUUCAACGCCUAUGCAGUUACUCAUUUCGGGGGUGUGCAAUAGUAAAUAACAAUUGACGUGUGGUAUUAUCGCCAGAUUUUUAAUCUAUGUAAAGAAAGGCCAUUUAAUGUGAAUAUUUGAAAAGUAUUUAUCUGCCUUUUAUUGAAUUUUCUCUGAAAUUAAUUUUUCAUUUUCAGU
Messenger RNA from Symsagittifera roscoffensis, 3849 nucleotides. RefSeq names its product ER degradation-enhancing alpha-mannosidase-like protein 3. Gene Ontology annotation, molecular function: calcium ion binding; mannosyl-oligosaccharide 1,2-alpha-mannosidase activity. Gene Ontology annotation, cellular component: endoplasmic reticulum; membrane. Gene Ontology annotation, biological process: endoplasmic reticulum mannose trimming; mannose trimming involved in glycoprotein ERAD pathway; carbohydrate metabolic process. The transcript has a single exon. The coding region runs from base 161 to 3463 and encodes 1100 amino acids. Lineage: Eukaryota; Metazoa; Xenacoelomorpha; Acoela; Convolutidae. The record is from RefSeq and is a predicted model, not a curated record.